Molecule: messenger RNA, 2821 nt
Organism: Paramecium pentaurelia
Lineage: Eukaryota; Ciliophora; Oligohymenophorea; Peniculida; Parameciidae
Source: the annotation of a GenBank genome assembly
AUGAAUCAUAGAUACAUUUUCCUUCUACAAGUUAUUUAAAACAUCUGGUGGAUUGCUGAAAUGUUAUUUAUUAAAAAGUCAUCAAAUUACACAUAUUACUUUUUGUGUUCAUUAUGCAUAACAACAAGGCUGCUUGCCUCUAUAGUGUACCUCAAAAAGCAUUAGAAGCAUGACCGAUUUAAUCUCAUAACAACAUUAGCCAAUAAUGUUUGCUAUACUGAGGCCAAUAUUAACUUUGAAAGCAAGAAUUUAUAUUUAAAUCAUAUCAACACUUUAAUCAUCCUUUUAAAUUAUAUAGAGAGCUAAACACUAAUAAAAAAUUAAACUCUAGACCUGUUAUCAAGAUUCGCAUUUCCCACUUAUGUCUUAAUAAGAUUGAUCUCCUUAAUAUUCAUACAGUUUGAUAUCUAAUUAUGUGAAGCUGCCUCUUUAAUGGCCUUAUUUUUGUUAGUGUAUUUUUCAAAUUAGAAUGUCUCUAUAAAUUCAACACAAUCAAAUCCAAAGUUAGAUCAAUCAUUAUAAAAUUGUUCAGCUUCUUUACAUUAAUCAUAAGUUAAGUAAGAAAAGCGGCUAACUUAAAAUUCAAAUAAGAUGAUCCUCUAUCCUGAAAAAGGUUCAUAACCUAGAAAUAGUAUUUAAAUUAACAUUAAAGAUUCUUAUAGAGAAGAAAGUGCACCUAUACCUACAUUUCAUUCUAAACUAAAACCAGGUUUUAAAAGCUAAUAUUCACAUUUAAUAGUUGAUAGAAAUGAUUCUUAAUUGUAAAAUUUCUAUUAAAAUCUUGUCAAUGUUUUACCAGAAGGAGUUUUGAUGUUAAAUAAGUUUUAGUAAAUUCAAUUUAUUAGUUCAAAAUGUGAAAAGUUAUUAGAAUGUGAUGGAAAAGAACGAGUAUUGGAAUAUAUCAAAAAAUGUUUAGCUAAUUGUGAUUUACCUGAUGAAGUUUAAUCUUUAACUAAAACAAAGGGUAAAUUAACUUAAAGAGUUUUAGAAGAAAUAAUCAGAAUUUAUAAAUAAAAUAGUCAAGAUUUAGACAUUUUUGAUGUUUUAUUAAAUCCAAAUAAAUAUAUCUAACCAUUAUUUUUAGGAUAAAAUGGAUCAUUUGAAUAAGAGAGAAGUAGUUCUGGAUCAAUUUAUUUUUCUGAUCCUUCCUUAUUAUAGGAACAUACUUUUUGUUUUGAAGGUUCAAUUGAUAAAGAGAAAUGUGAUCAAUCAAAAAAACUCAAAUUUAUUUUAGUUUAAACUUAAAUGACAUUAAGUUAAUAAGAAGCUAUCUCAUAAAGUGGUUUGACUAAUUCAAAAAAGUAAAAUUCUAAUGAUAUACCUUAACCUAUGCUUCUUAUAUUAAUUAAGAAUACUACUCAUAAAAAUAGAGUAAGAGAAUUGAAAAAGGAAAGAUUAAUUAAUAAUUCACUUUUGAAGUCUUUUUCACAUGAAUUAAGAACUCCUUUAAAUAGUUGUUAAUAUAUGCUUAAUUUAAUUAAGGAAGUUUCAAAAGAUGAACUUAUACAGUAAUAUUUAAAUACAGCAUAAAGUUCAAUUAAAUUAUUAAUUUAUUAAAUUAAUGAUAUUUUAGAUUUUGCUGCCAUGUAAUCAAAGACUUUUUCUUAUCAUACAACAACAUUUAGUAUUAAAGAUCUCAUUUAAGAGAUCAAAGAAUUGUAUGAUUAACAAGUAAGUUAUAAAAAUAUCAAACUAGAAAUCGAAUAUGAUCAAAUUUUAUUAAAUCAAUUUUUUAUUAAUGACAAACAAAGAAUUAUGCAAGUCUUAGUUAACUUAUUAAAUAAUUCAUGUAAAUUUACUAAACCUACUGGUGAAAUAUAUUUAUCAUUUAGAUAAAUGAAAGGUAAUUUGAUUGAAGUUUCUGUUCGAGAUGAUGGAAUUGGAAUUUAAUCAAAUAAACUUGAAUAAAUUAGAAAAACCUUCUGUAAACCUUCUUCUAAAAUAUCUUAUGAUUCUGGUCUUGGAUUUGGUUUGAAAAUAUCUGGAAAAAUUGUUAAAGGAUUAACAUAUAAUAAAACAUAUUUAGAUAUUAAUUCUAGUAUUAAUAAUGGAACUUAAGUCUCUUUUGUAUUUUAAAAUUAAGAAAUUAUGAAUUAAGAAUGUUUAUUAUCACCAUAAUAAAGUAAUAUUACUGGAAGAUUUGAAAUAUUAUCUCCAGCUUCUUCUUCCCAACUUAUUCCAAGAUCAGAGUUAUCUUAAUCUUUAAUGAAAGGAUUACAGUAGAAAUUUGAGAAUCCCUAAAAUGAAUCAACUUUUGUAAAAGAGCAUUUAGAAAGUCCAAGAAUUAAUGAAGAUUAAUCAAAUUCAGUGAUUAUUCCUACAAGUUCUUAUCAUUUUAAAACAAAUCUUACUUAAACAUAAAAGAAAUAAGGUUCAUUAUUAUCUUUUUAAAUAAAUUCCAAUAAUUGUGAAAAUUGCUCUUAAAUAUUAAUAGUUGAUGAUAUUCCAUUUAAUUAAAUUGCAUUCAUUCAAAUGUUAAAUCAUUUUAAAAUAAAAGCAGAAUCUGCAUUUGAUGGGUACUAAGCAAUUGAAAUGGUAAAAUAAAAAUUGACAAAACAUUGCAAGUUCUAUAGAUUAAUAUUUAUGGACAUUGAAAUGCCAGGACAAAAUGGUUUUUAAACCUCUAAAAUUGUAAAACUAAGUUUAUAACUAGAUCUCAUAAAUUCAUGGUGUCUAAUCUAUAAUUGUUAUGUGUUCUGCAUAUGAUACUCUUGAAAAUUAUAAUUUUGCUUAAUAAGUUGGUAUAACUGAAUUCUUACCAAAACCUGUUAAUAAAAAAGACUUAGAUAAAAUCUUAAAAAAGUAUUUAUUCAAAAUAUGA